This is a messenger RNA of Hansenula anomala, 753 nucleotides long. It is a transcript of the gene PPN2, whose product is annotated as putative serine/threonine-protein phosphatase. The transcript has a single exon. Gene Ontology annotation, cellular component: cytoplasm. The record is from RefSeq and is a predicted model, not a curated record. Gene Ontology annotation, molecular function: phosphatase activity; endopolyphosphatase activity. The annotation marks the transcript as partial. Gene Ontology annotation, biological process: polyphosphate catabolic process. Lineage: Eukaryota; Fungi; Ascomycota; Saccharomycetes; Phaffomycetales; Wickerhamomycetaceae.
AAGAAGGAUGAAAAAGAUAAAUCAUCAAAAAGAUUGAUCCUAAUAGGUGAUAUACAUGGCUCCUAUACCCCAUUGAUCUCCCUCUUGAAUAAACUAAACUAUACAUCUUCUCAAGAUUCAGUUCUAAUGCUUGGUGAUUUCUUAUCAAAAGGUCCUGAUUCUUUAAAAGUUUUAGAAUUUGCAAUCAAUGAAAAUUGGUUUGGUAUAUUGGGUAAUCAUGAAUUAUCAAUAUUGUCAAAAUAUAACAAUUUCCAAGAAAUUAAAAUAGAUAAUGAUUCAUUUCUUGCUACACCUAAAAAUGGGAAAUUUGAUAAAGAAUUAUACAUUGCAAGAAAAUUAACUCCAUCACAAGUUGAUUAUAUUUCAUCAAUGCCAUUAAUAAUGGGGCUAGGUCCUGUUCCUUUCCAAAAUUCUAAAGAUGAAUUUCUCAACCCAUUGAAUGGAGUAGCUUCUCAUUUAGGUUUAUUCCCUGAAGUUUCCCUUGAAAGCCAAAAUUUGACAGACCUGUUGAAUAUUGAUAAAGAUUGGUAUAGAGAUUAUAAUUCUUUUGAGAAAACUAUAAGUAAAAAAGAUAGAAACGUGGUUUAUUAUGGUCAUCAUGCGUCUCUUGGUUUGAAUUUGAAAAAAUAUUCAAAAGGUUUGGAUUCAGGUUGUGUUUAUGGUGGUGAAUUGAGUGCUAUGGUUAUUUGGGUUGAAGAAAUUUCCAAAAAACAAGUUGUAUAUAAACAAGAGUUGAUUAGUGUAAAGUGUUAG